Molecule: messenger RNA, 903 nt
Organism: Nannizzia gypsea CBS 118893
Lineage: Eukaryota; Fungi; Ascomycota; Eurotiomycetes; Onygenales; Arthrodermataceae
Exons: 3
Coding region: 1-903 (300 amino acids)
Source: RefSeq, a predicted model, not a curated record
AUGCAGAGGCAGAGCACUACAACACGGCCCAAAGCUACUUCAGUCACCCUAAACCGUCUGUCCACAUUCCAGUCCACUGCUGCCCCCCGAACAACAACCGCCGUCCACCCUUCCUGCCAUAUAUGCGGACUAAUACGUAGCAAUUCAGCCAGAAACGUAAACGCACAGCGGAGCCCCCACCACGCAGCUGGAAGAAUGCUCAGAGCUCGACAUACUAGCAGCGGAAUAUACCACCGACGAUCAACGCCCAGUAUUACCGCCACUCGAGGAUGCAGCCUGUUUGUAGUAACGUCUCUCGGUACAGGUAUAUCAUCUGUAAGACUAGGAGAAGGAGGAAUGUUGGUGGAUGUCGAAUGGAGGGUAGAGGGAGACGUAAUUGAAGACGACAACGCGGCUGAUCGAAGGGAAUGGUUCGAUAUGGCUUCUACAGGUAGUUCCGAGUCUAAGGAAGGGUUAAAGGGAGCGUUCCGGUUGCGAAGGCCAGAGACGAGAGCAUUGCGGCUGCGGGUUCGAGGUGGUUGGAGAGGAGGAAAGGAAGGGAUUUUGAGAGUAGACGCCAGUCUCAAUUCACGGCAUAGAAGCCGUUACCCUUCCUGCCUCAAAUGGCGUAGUAUAAUUCUUUGUAAUAGAGAGCUGGACGGCUAUUGGGAGUAUCGUGGCAGCUUUCUGUGUUGUUUCAGUAGACGGGGAGUUGCACUUGUUUUUGUUUCCCCACAAUCACCGAUAAGCCUCGAAGCAAGUAGAAUUGGGUUGGAUCGGGCUGAAGAGGUAGAAGUGGUAUCAACGGCAGUACCGCUCGGUAGAGGUGAUUGUGUCCUAAAGUGUUGCCGAGAAUAUACGAUGUCUGAUAUCCUUCCAGCCAAACACUCAUUGAUAUCAGUACCGCAAAACAGAAGAGCAUGA